AGAUAGCUGAGGCACACACCCUUGGAAGAUUCGUUAAUUUCCCCUCAAAAUUCUAUGUUUAUAGUUAUAUAAUUCAAAAACAAGCUUAGAUAUGAGGAUUCAUUUCUGCUACAGAACACCACCCUUGGUACAACCCAAAAGACCAGUGUUUACUUUUCAUUAAAGAAUGGAACCUGCUUGAUUUACCAGCAGGUGAAGAACCAAAGGAGGGUUUAUCUUUAUUCUUCUUAGCAUUGAGAGUCUGUUCUUGGAACCUUCAGGCACCAUGGGGAAGCGGGAUAAUCGAGUGGCCUACAUGAAUCCUAUAGCAAUGGCCAGAUGGAGGGGCCCAACUCAAUCUACAGGCCCAACAAUACAAGAUUAUCUGAAUCGACCAAGGCCUACCUGGGAAGAAGUGAAGAAACAAUUAGAAAAUAAAAAGAAAGGCUCCAAGGCAUUAGCUGAAUUUGAAGAAAAAAUGAAUGAGAAUUGGAAAAAAGAAUUAGAAAAAAGUAGGGAGAAAUUAUUGAGUGGAAAUGAGAGCUCUUCUAAAAAAAAAGAAAAAAAGAAAAAGAAAAAGAAGAAAUCUUGUCCAAGGUCUUCAUCUUCUUCUUCAUCAAUUUCUGAUUCUUCAAGCAGUUCAGAUUCUGAGAAUGAGGAAAAGAAACAAGGAAAAAAGAGAAAGAAAAAGAAGAACCAUUCAUACAAAUCAUCAGAAAGGUCUACAUAUGAAUCUGAAUCAGAAAGCAAGGAAUCUGUGAAAAAGAAAAAGAAGUCAAAAGAUGAAACAGAGAAAGAAAAGUAUAUUAGAAGUCUCAGCAAAAAAAGAAAGAAGACUUAUCCUGAAGAUAAACCCUCAUCAUCAGAGUCCUCAUCAGAAUCAGAUUAUGAAGAGGAAGUGCAAGCAAAAAAGAAGAGAAGACAUGAAGAGCAAGAAAAAGCAACAGAAAAAGCAAAGAAAAAGAAGAAGAAACAGCGCAAGAAACAUAGUAAGAAGAAAAAGAAGUCGGGUUCAAGUCACAAGUCAGGAUAACAAGAAAAAAAUUA
Ailuropoda melanoleuca (giant panda) is the source of this 1026-nucleotide messenger RNA. RefSeq names its product family with sequence similarity 133 member A (gene FAM133A). The coding region runs from base 266 to 1012 and encodes 248 amino acids. NCBI's taxonomy places the organism in Eukaryota, Metazoa, Chordata, Mammalia, Carnivora, Ursidae. The transcript is spliced from 3 exons. The record is from RefSeq and is a predicted model, not a curated record.